AUGGACACGACCAACGCCCCUCAGAUCCUGGAGCACCUCAACCACAGCUGCUCCUUCACGCCCUACGCCUGCGACUGGAUUCCCGAUACCGCUCGCGGGGUCAUCUGUGGGGAGUAGCCGAAGACCACCGGAAUCAUCUAGAUCCUGCAGCUGAACCGGGGCGAGCUAAAGGUCCUGGACAAAAUAAACCUGAACCGAGGGGUGAAGUGCUGCACCUUCGCCUCCUCGCCAGCCACGCCCUGCCUCACCGUGGGUCAGCUCGACGGCAAACUCAAGAUCAUCGACAUGACCAAGGGCAAGCCCUUCUGGGAGGUUGAAGCGCACACAGGCGUGGUCAACGCCAUCGACGGGGUUGGGGAGGGGUGGGGCUUUGGCAUCAGCGAGAUCGUAUCUGCGGGGCGGGACGGGUGCGUUCGCGUCUGGGAUCCGAGGCAGAAGGCGCCAGGGCUGUCUCUGGAGCCUGCGGAGGAGGAAGUGGUAGCUGACUGCUGGUCAGUAGCUUUCGGCAACAGCCACAACCGGGAGGACAGGGUGCUGGCGGGCGGCUACGACAACGGCGAUGUCAAGCUGUUCGACUUGCGGGCAAGCCAGCUGAUGUGGGAGGUCAAUCUCAAAAACGGAGUGUGCGGGGUACAGUUCGACCGGAAGGACAUUCUCAUGAACAAGCUGGUGGCGACCACCCUUGAAGGUAAGGUUUCUGCCUUCGACUUGCGCACGUUCAACGCGGAGAGCGGGUAUGCCUUCUUGACGGAGCCUGCCCAGAAGGCCACCAUCUGGGGGGUGAAGCACGUCCCCCAGAACCGUGACCUUUAUCACGCAGGGGGCAACGGGGGCUUCAACAUUUACAAGUACAUCUACCCGUCCAACCGGCAGCUGAAGGACCCCGAGGGCAGGGCGCGCGGGGUGGCGGGCCGGCUAGAACUGCUGAACUCAAAGGACCUGUGCACGCAGCCGAUCAGCGACUUCAGCUGGCACCGCGAAAAGCUGGGCCUCGGACUGCUCUGCGCACUGGACCAGACCUGCAAGGUGGUCAUCGUCACCUCACCAAGCUGA
This is a messenger RNA of Hippocampus zosterae (dwarf seahorse), 1053 nucleotides long. RefSeq names its product dynein axonemal assembly factor 10-like. Gene Ontology annotation, molecular function: ubiquitin binding. Lineage: Eukaryota; Metazoa; Chordata; Actinopteri; Syngnathiformes; Syngnathidae. The record is from RefSeq and is a predicted model, not a curated record.